GCAAAGGCAUCUGGUACUUUGGGAGAAACUGGGGUUUAAGCGGUAAAAUCCAGCAACUUCAUCCGCAAACUCUUCUAAAACCCUAAGACAUGGAACUUCAAUCCGUCUGCCUUGGUUUUAAUGCCCCAAACUUCAAAUUCCCCAACCAUCGACAAUUUCGUUUUCAAUCUAAUUUAAAGGCUCCUGCUACCCACUUCGGACUAAGCAUCGGAAAUCAUGGGCUUCGAGAUGUUUCAAAGUGGUGUUUCAUGCCUGAAGGGAAAAUGUUAGACAAGGAAUUUAGAUUGUGGAGAUUGAGCAAAGGGAGGAUAGUUUGUGCCUCUGGUUCUGAUCCGAACUCAAAUUUGAAACCUAUUGGGAAGGGGAAAUCUGGUGGGGCUAUUAGUAGAUAUGGUGGGGUGGAACCGUUUCGUGGCAAAUCAGGUUCAGUUUCCUUUCAUGGGCUAACUCACCAGCUCGUGGAAGAGAGCAAAUUGAUAUCAGCUCCUUUCGAAGAAGAAAAAGGAUCCUUUCUUUGGGUAUUGGCACCCAUUGCAUUGAUUUCUUCAUUGAUUGUUCCACAGUUUUUAUUUAGCAAUGCAAUUGAAGCUUUCUUCAAGGAUGAGACACUCAUAGAACUUGUAUCAUCUUUUUCCUUUGAAGUGAUGUUCUACAUUGGUCUCGGGAUGUUCCUGUUUGUGACAGAUCAUGUUCAAAGGCCGUAUUUGCAAUUCAGUGCCAAGAGGUGGGGUCUCAUUACUGGACUCAGGGGAUACCUAACAUCAUCAUUAUUGUCGACGGGUUUCAAGGUUAUUGCUCCUCUCAUUGCCGUUUAUGUAACUUGGCCAGUGCUUGGCUUCCCAACGUUGGUUGCAGUGGCUCCUUUCCUGGCAGGCUGUGCUGUUCAGUUUGCAUUUGAGAUGACUCUUGAAAAAAGGCAGUCAUCAUGUUGGCCCUUGGUUCCUAUUAUUUUCGAGGUGUAUAGAUUAUAUCAGUUGACAAGAGCUACUCAAUUCAUUCAGCACUUUUUGUUGUUGAUGAAAGAUUCUCCGAGAACCCCGGAGAUGUUCGAGAGAGGUGGUGCACUUAUCGGAAUGAUUGGAACUUUCCAGGCCCUUGCAGUGGUUUGCCUUUGGUCAUUAAUGACGUUUCUCCUAAGGCUUUUUCCUUCUAGACCAGUUUCAGAGAAUUAUUGAUGUUUGUAAGUGUGGUUUUACAUUAUCCAUAGUUCUUUGUGAGGUUUGAAUCUUCUAAGUUAUGGAUAUCCAUGAAACUCCAUGGGCCAAUGCAUGUUCAUCCGAAGCACAUAACCGGGGAAAUUUUUGGGUCACUGUUGAAAAUGGGGAUUCA
This is a messenger RNA of Hibiscus syriacus, 1329 nucleotides long. RefSeq lists its product as uncharacterized. Bases 90 to 1175 code for a protein of 361 amino acids. The transcript is spliced from 5 exons. The record is from RefSeq and is a predicted model, not a curated record. Gene Ontology annotation, cellular component: chloroplast. NCBI's taxonomy places the organism in Eukaryota, Viridiplantae, Streptophyta, Magnoliopsida, Malvales, Malvaceae.